Molecule: messenger RNA, 712 nt
Organism: Pungitius pungitius (ninespine stickleback)
Lineage: Eukaryota; Metazoa; Chordata; Actinopteri; Perciformes; Gasterosteidae
Product: c-Myc-binding protein-like
Exons: 5
Coding region: 264-575 (103 amino acids)
Biological process (GO): regulation of DNA-templated transcription
Cellular component (GO): nucleus
Molecular function (GO): transcription coactivator activity
Source: RefSeq, a predicted model, not a curated record
UCUGAAAUAAAUAUAAAACUAUUUCACAUUUUUUCAAGGCUGUCAAGUCAUAACACUUCCUUUAAGUAUGUUGUGUGACAAAUGAAAGCAAUCCCUCAAUAAUUGAAUUUCCGGAAACUCUUUUAACAUGUUGUUAUGGCAACGAUUCCACCUCCUUGAAGCAAACAUACGAUCCAGCUGAAGUUAUUAACGUUAGCUCCCCAACCACAAGUCAGCAAUUUCCAUGUACCGGUAAAAUAAACGUUACAGCUGUCGUCGCAACCAUGUCGCAUUAUAGAGUUGCAGAAUCGAAACGAGAAGAAUUUAGAAGAUAUCUCGAAAAAUCUGGAGUCCUUGACACUAUAACCAGCGUUUUAGUGCAACUUUAUGAAGAGAAUGACAAACCCGAUAAUGCACUGGAUUUUAUAAAGGCUCAGCUCAAUGGUGCUGGUCCAGAUCCGGUUGACUCUGAGGCUCUUCGCACGGAGCUGGCGGACCUUCAACAGAAAUACGACCGUCUCAUGGGGGAGAACAAAGAGCUGAGAAGCAGGCUGAUGCAGUACGAACCAUUGCCUGACGCAGGGCCGGCAAAGUAGAGAGGAUGGGUUUUGUCAUUUCUCUCUUGUGUAAAAACAUAUGAAGAUAUUGUUCAAUUAUAAGGGGUGUACAGUAAAUACAACAGUGGCCAGGAAGGAACUUUUACUUUGUCAUAAAUAAAAAUGUUUGUUCUGUA